Etheostoma spectabile (orangethroat darter) is the source of this 9044-nucleotide messenger RNA. Its product is annotated as microtubule-associated protein 4. Gene Ontology annotation, biological process: microtubule cytoskeleton organization; neuron projection development. The record is from RefSeq and is a predicted model, not a curated record. Bases 116 to 4000 code for a protein of 1294 amino acids. Lineage: Eukaryota; Metazoa; Chordata; Actinopteri; Perciformes; Percidae. Gene Ontology annotation, cellular component: neuron projection. Gene Ontology annotation, molecular function: microtubule binding. The transcript is spliced from 15 exons.
GGAGGAGCAGGUUAGUCUGCGGCCAAAGAGUGCAUACUCGGGUGGGCGGAUCAUAGCGGUGACAGCGACGCUCGUAGACUCCCAACAAACUGUCAAAAAGCAGACAACUAACGCCAUGGCGGAGCUAGACCUGAGUCUGAGCGAUGCACUGACGGACAGCGCUCCACAGCCGGCCCCGGACAGCCUGGUGGAAAGGGACUUUGUGGCUCAGCUGGAAGCGGAGACCUUCGUGGAUCAGGUCGGGGAGACGGUGGGGAAGACAGACUACAUCCCCCUGCUGGACAAUGACGGCACCAGAGCAGACACGGAUGCUACGUUGGAGAAUGGAGAGAAGGAAGCGCAUGUGGUGCAAAAGCCUGGUUGUAUGCUGACGGCGGGGGGGCAGACGUCACUGUUGCGCCCCGAGCCACAGGGAGAGGUGCGGAGACGCUCACUUGACCAGCAGCAGGCCUUGGCUACAGACAUCAUAUCAGGUUUGUCCCAGCCUGGUGGGAGGGGGGUCAAUGUGGAGUUUGGGUCUGCACCCCACUCAGCAGAGAAGAUUCCAAGUAUAGCAGAACCCCCCCAUCCCACACCCCCAGUGGGUUCAGAAGCCCCUAAAGAGCACAGCCCCAUGCUGCCUGAACCCCAGACUCCUCGCAGCCCUCUGGAUCCGUCAUCAGGUGCCUUAGGCGACUGCUGGCCAGACGAGGCUGGCUGCCUACCGACAGACCUCCCUUUCAGCCCCAGUGUCUCCACCGUGAUCAGUCGCCAUGCAGGCCAUCUCCCAGUCAACCCCGACAACCCACCUGACAGCUGGCCUAGCCGCGAGAGCCCUGCCUAUGCUGGGGGCGACGAAAGGGAGGGAGAAGGCUCAGAGCGAAAACAGAAGAAGAAGAAGAAAAGGCGUCAGAAAGAUGAGGGAUCUUACGAACACCUGGAAAGCAGGGGUCACCCUGAGGUCCAAACACGGGGAGAGAACACUGCGUCAACAGAGGAGUUCUACAACAGGAUUGGCCCAAGGCGGGAUAGAGGAGAUGGUGGCUGGGAAGACAAUCUCGGGAAGAACGGAGGCAGGGGAAAGAAGGGCAAGAGCAGGAAGAAGCUUCCAGAGGAGUGGGGAUUCACGGCAGAAUCAUUUGUCCCUUCGGCCGCGGUGACCUCUCAAAUCACAGAGGAGGUGAUGAUGGAUCUAGGGAGUUCUGGUCAGGCAAGCCUGGAAGCGUCGUUUGGAGACAUGGACACCUGGAAAAAUGAGGUUUACCCAGAAGAAGGCCUGGUCCCUUCCCCCCUGUCUCAGGACCUAUUCUCCUCAACAGAUACCUCCAUCAACCCACUGGUCCUGAACAGCGAGCUGAAAGCCACCGCGGCUCCGUUCACUAUGCCCUCCACCACCAACACUACAACACUUGGCUCCCUUCCCAUGGCUCCUUGCCCUGUUGAUCUCUUUGACUUCCUGAUGGAUACUGAACAUGCUAGCUUAGGCAACAGCAGCCAGGCCUUCUCACCUGGUGGUGACAUGGUUGACAGCGGCAAGUUUGACAACACCAGUUCCCCUCAAGAGUCUUGUGUGCAAGGCCUGUCUGAGGGAGACACCUCUGCUUUCAGCCCCGCCCAGCCAAGCCCAGGCCUCUCCCCAAAAGGCGAAGUGAUAGCCUCGGCCCCGCCUCUGUCCCCUUCGGAUGCUUCAUGGAUUCUGAACGAGUCCAACAUGAGCAGCAACAGUGAGCUAUUUCAGUUCAGUGACACUACAGGUCAUCCUUUAACCUUAGGGCUGUCCUUCGACACACCAAGCCCCGCCCCUCUCCGCUCCCCUAAAACCACAGCGCAGGAAUUCCAGCCCAAAGAGCACAAAGAUGCCACAUUGGGCCAGAAGCCACCCAAGAAGUCUCGUUCUUCAUCUUCCUCCUCCUCUGUAAAGAGUCCCACCUCCCCAGGAUCUGGUCUUAACCCUACAGCUAAGCCCUUCUUCCCUAGCUUUGCUGAUCCCAUUGAAGAACCAGCCGCGGUCCCUCCAGUUACCCCCAUCAUCGAAGUAAAAUCUGACAAGAUGGAGAAGGCAGAGAAGAAGGAAGAGAAACUGGAGGACGAUGUAAAGAAGGUAGACCUGUUUCACCCUCUGGAUAAAGCUGAGCAGAAGAGUGUGAAGGUAGAAUUUGCCAGCAGUGAGACUCCAGCCAAGGUUGAGAAAGAGAUGGAGAAGGAAAAACAGAAAGAGACACAAAAAGAGAAGGAGAAAGAGGCAGAAAGGGUGAAAGAAAAGGAAAAUGAGAAAGAGGUAAAAGACACAGAAAAUGUUAAAGAGGAGAAAGAGGCAGCCAAAGUGAAGGUGACAGAGGAACAGACAGAAAAGGAGAAAGAGAAAGUGGAGUCAGUGCAGCAGAAGGCAGAUAAGGAGGAUAAAAUGAACAAGGUAGAAGAAUCCCCAGAUAAAUUGCUAAAGACAAAUACAGCGGACAAGACAGGGAAAGUAGAAAAAGUGGAGAUGACAAAAGAAGAAGGGAGCAAAGUGGAGAAAACAGAGACUGUGGACAAAGUGGAGAAAAAUGAAAAGUCCAAAAUUGAAGAAAAAACAGAGAAGUUUGAGAAAACUGAGAUGAAGGAUGGUAAAGAACAGCGCACGGACAAAGUAGAAAAGACCCCAGAGCAACAGCCGACACCCAACAAGCUGGAUACCAGCUAUGACAAGCUGGAGAAGAAGGCUGACACAGAGACAAAGAAGACACCAGAGGUGGAAGACACCAAGAAGGAGAAAGCUGACACAGACGAAGCCAAGAAGAUGGUGGAGAAACCCCCUGAGGAGCCGGCGGCCAGACCAAUGCAGAAGACCGAUAAGGACGAGAAGCAGGACAAAAUGCCGGUCGACAAAAAAGUUGUGGAGAUAAAGGAUGACAAGAAGGACAAGGCUGCAAAAGCAGACGGAGGAGAGAAGGCCAAAAAAGCAAAACCUGCAACCAAUGGAAGCAGUGCCACUCCGAGCAGAGACCCGUCAGGUGCAGACAAGAAGACCAAGGCACUACAGGAAGCGCCCCCUUUUCCCAAAAGGGGGCCCGGGAAAUGGCACCUAAACAGGCCCCAGUUUGGCCAAAAAAAAGGGAAAAACCAGCUACCCCCCGCACCAGAAAAAAACAGCGUUCAGUCCGCCCCCAGGGCCCGCUCUCUCUCUCUCUCAGGUGACUCUACAAAGCCCAAGACCACCAGCAGCACCACCCGCAGCACUGCUUCCUCCGCGGCUGCCUCUCGCACUCGAACCACAGCAGCCAAGCCGGCCACAACCUCCUCCACCACUGGUACAGUACCAGAGAAGAAACCCGUGGUGCCCCGAGCCCCCAGGGCCACUUCCUCAACCGUAACCGCCCCCACCACCUCUAGGAUCACAGCUCGCCCCAGCACAGCACCGGCCUCUGACAUCCGUAACGCCCGCUCUAAGAUUGGCUCCACCGACAACAUCAAGCACCAGCCUGGAGGAGGGAAGGUACCAUCUGCCUCUCAGAGCAGGGGCGUCAUAUCCAAAGAAACGAGCCAGGGCAAAGUUCAGAUAGUCUCCAAAAAGCUGGACUUCAGCCACGUCGCCUCACGCUUGGGCUCCAAGGACAAUAUGAAGCAUGUUCCUGGUGGAGGGAAUGUGCAGAUACUCAACAAGAAGGUGGAUGUGAGUAAGGUGACAUCAAAGUGCGGCUCCAAGGACAACAUCAAGCACAAGCCUGGCGGUGGUGUCGUGAAGAUCGAGUCCCACAAAGUGAGCUUUAGGGAAAAGGCUCAGUCUAAAGUGGGUUCCAUGGACAACCUGAGCCAUUCACCUGGUGGAGGAAGCAUCAAGGCUGAGGGGGCCCAGGAGACAACAGAGGGGAAUGAGACUCCCCUGAGUGGCACCACGGUCCCAGCCCCGGGCUUCGAGCCGGGGCAGGCAGGGGGCCCUGCUGCCCAGGAGAAUGGGCUGAAGGAGGGGGUUCCCUGUGAUAGUGAGGGCCUCCGGGAGCCCCAGGCUCUGGACGCACGCAUCCCAGAGACAAGCAUCUAAUUCUACUAUCCCUCUGCCCUCCUCAUCUCAACCCCCCCACACAAAACAUCACCUCCUCCCCCUCCCCACCUUCUCCUAUCUAUAUUUUUUCUUUCUCCCUUACUCCCUCCCCCUUUUCUCUGCCCCUUUCUUUCCAACCUUUCUGCUGCAGAUUGAGUGUUUCAAGCUCAACUUCCGCGAGAAUGCUCGCUCUCGCACGGACCACGGCGCCGACAUCAUCACCUGGCCAGCCCCCCAGGACGACGACAGACCCCACCCACACGGCUCCUCCCAUUCUCUACAUCAAAACCACCACCACAAUCCGGCUCCUCGCAGUGUCUCCCUCAUUGAAUCGUUGGCUUCUGCAGGCUGUGUCAGCUCCCCCUCUGCCCCCUCCUUGCAGCAUAUUUAGGGGUGCCCAGGGGGACAACAACAGCUCCUUUAAAGGGGUCUUUAUCUAUAUUGCCCCAUCAAGCCCUGAAAACCCCUUUUUAACUUAAAUCUGUCAUUGCAAUUUUUUUGAAUCAUCCAACAGCUCUGCCACUAUAGUAUUACGCCUCCUCUCUCACAUCUGAGCGUCAUGCGCCAUAGCGUAUUUGGCUGAAGAUUGGACACUAAGAUUGGUGGGAAUCAAUGUGAAGGGAAAUAAGGAGAAGGUUUUCUUACAUAUUUGAUUGUGUCUUCCCAAGCUGGCUGACCUGGAAUCAGUGGGUUUCACUUGGAUCCUCUGUACCCUCAGCCUGGCGGUGUACUCUGACCCUGCAUCAUCUCACCUCCACACACCAAAUAAGUAGCAAUCGCUUCAUUUGUCAACUGAGCAGCGUAGAAACCAUCUUGGACUCACCUAUGACUUCUGACGCACACACACACACACACACACACAGCUUCUAUUUUCCUUGUGACUUUAGGGGCUGUUUGUUCCCAUUAACCACUUACUCUCCGCUUCAAUAACAUCAAAAGUACUUCAUUAUCCAUAUUAUCUGCUUUAUCACUUACUCUCUCUUCACUAGCAUCACUUACCAUAAACAUGCUGACAAACAAAAAAAAGCUAGACAACAAGUAGGCUGUUUGAACCAUUUUAGGCUGUUUACCUCUUUAUUCUCUGUGUUUGUGAUGAUGUGUUUGAGUGACAAAACUGUGAAAAAAUGAGCUUUGGUGUUCUGUUCGGAUGUUAUUUCUGUCUUUCUUGAGUUUAUUUUUAUUUUUUUUCCUCCUAGUUUCUCGAUUUUUGAACAAGGUUUUAUUUAUUUAUUGCUUCUCUCAUGUUUCUUCCUGUGUAAGCAAUACAGUGAACAGUCUUUUUUUUCCGAGCACUCAGAAAAUCUUGAAAACACGCACAGGUUUUUGUAAACUGAGACACACAGAAAAUAUUCAGACGGAGGAAGAAAGUGAGAAAGGAGGUGUCGCUAGAAAGGUGGAGGAAAAUAAAGAAAUUGUAGGUGUGCUUGGCAUUUAUGGGAGAAAGAAAAAGUGAAAGUGUUUGAAAAGCAAUUGGGGAAGUUUGCUUAGGGAGAAAAGCUUUAACCGAGCAUGCAGUCCAGAUGGAGAUGAGGAAGAUCUCUGAAGUCAAAGAAGCUGUGUGUCUCGUACGUGCCUCCUGUCCUUACCUGAAAACUACAGUAAACGAGGAUGGCGCGGGCUAAUGCCUGAAACUGCUCAGACAAAGAGAAUAGGAUAGUUGACAAAAUGGACAUAAAACGUUAGGGGCAACCUGGUAUUGUUGUUUUAACUAAAUUCUGUAAAAAAAAAUCUAGCUGUCCUGGUAGUUGUGUUGUCAUGGUUGUUGUUCCAUUUCAGGUGUUUCUAUAAGCGGUUAUGGUAGCAUGUUGGUCGGCAGUACCUGAAUCCAAAACCAUCUCUAAAACAUGUUUGCCACUUUUCUUGUCGGCAGUGGGAAAUGAUGUGGCUUUAUACUCUUCUCUGUAGCAACCGUUGCCUCCGAUUGCCUUUGUAAUGCAUGGCCAGAUGAUAUAGUAUCAUGCCCACAGCUGAAUGCCUUUGUGCAUUAUGACUCAGUCUUCUAAUAUCUGUGUGUGACUAUCAGUCCUAGACAGUUGAUGUGUUGUUACUCAAACUAUGACUUUUAACACCAAUGGACAGAGAGCCGGUUUGUGAUGGUUGUUGUUUCACCUCUUAGUUUCAUCUUUUAUUCUUCCGCUUCAAACUAGUUGCAGAUUUGUAUACAGCGAUUCCAUCGCUCUAACGUACAGAGAUGGAAGACAGAAGUUUAUUUUGGGAAAACAUAUUUUUGUGGACAUCUUAAACCUGCAUCAUUUUUUGGGCCCUUUGGAGGCAGCCAAAAUAGACUUAUAACUUUAUGAAGUGGUUAUGACAAGCGUGUUAGCAAACACACCUAUUGCUUUUUUACUUGUCCAGCAGACACAGAGCAACAUUAGCAUUUAUUUGGAGUCGUGUCUUUGUCCUCAUUAUGAAUGUUAGUCCAGUAUUCCAUCUCUUUUGGUUUGGUCUCUACCAGCUCCUGAGGGAAAUAUAAAAAGCUCCACUAUGUUCACCAUCUAGCUGCUAACUUUGUCUGUCUGCCUCUAAGGCCCUUGUUGCUAGGCAGGAAGCCUGCUUUGGGUUUGUCAGAACCUUUUUGCUGCCCGAUGUGGCUCGAUCAUCGGUUAAUAACGAGGUGAUCAUUCACACAGAAAUAUUGAUUCUUGCAGCUUUCGCUUUUAGGAAUAUAAACUUUUUUUUUUAAUAAAAACCUUCUUUCCUUUAACAGGAAAAAGCCAAACCUCUCAAAUGUUAAAUAUUUUCUAAAGGUGAGCAGCCGUAUAAGACUCUUCCGAAGUAAAACACAGUUCUAAAAUCAAAAUUUUGAUUUAAAACAUUGAAUUAAAUAAUGGGGAAAGAAGGUUAUGAAUCUGAACUAACAUUUGAUGCCAACAUUUGGUUUAACUUCUCUAUUACUUAGUGCUGUGAACACAUUUCGGUUGAUACCAAUAAUUCAUCAAACUUUAAUAACCAGCGCUAGUUAUAGAUAUCUUGUAAAAUAGGAUCAAAUGAGUUCCAGUUUUGGUUGGGUUUGCUAACUUCAUCUUUUUUUUACAAUUCUUUCAAAUAAUGAAAAGCAAGUGAGAUAAUGGAAAACGUCUUUGCAGACCUUUUUUUUUUUUCUUUUAGAAAACUCCGUUUUGAGACCAAAGCUCCAUUAACUCCCCCCUAGAGACAAGAUGAAAUACUCCGAUUCUAUCCUAUUCAAAUUGUCACUUUAGCAGAGAUUCAUCAUAACUAAAAUGCACCUUCAUGCUUUAAUAUAGAGGGCUCAGUGUGAUGGAGUGUUGGUAUUUGAUUUGAUUUAUUGUGUUAAUAAACACCCUUCUAUGAACAAGUCAUCCCAAAUAGCUUAAUUAUGAAUGAGAUUUUACGUGACGACGUGAAGAGAGUAAUAAACUGAAUUACAGCGUCCUUAUUUUCCAGUUACUGUUUAAUCAUUGAGCAGUUCAGUUCUGAUUCAUUCAUGAUGUAGUUUUUUAUUGGAAUCCCUUUCAAUUUUAUAUAAGCAAACAAAGCCUUUUACGAAAGAUCCGGUUUUAUAAAAAGCGCAAUAACAUUGAAUUAAUGUCUUAGGAAAGUGGGAAUGUCUUUCUGCCGGUUGAGAAUUGAGUGUUGCUAAAAGAGCAGAUGUCAUCAAAUGGUUAAAUAUGCUUUGCUUGUGCCACAGCUGUCAUAAUCACAAAGCGAAACAUAUUUUCUCGUGCCUGUGCACAACCACGUUUUAGCGUUGCUCUUGCCCCAUAGUUUUUCCUGACCACUACAAUUGAGAUUGCACACGGAUGUAUAUAAAUGUUUUAUUGUUGAUGCACUCCUUAUGACCCUAAAAAAAGAAUAAAACCCAGUGUGACAACAGCAUCAGGGAGGUUGGUGGGCGGGGGUUUCAAAGUUUAUUCAGAACAGCUUUUAUGUCCAUUGUCCUUUUUUUUUUUUCUUCUCCUUUUAUUGGUUACGAGGGAAGGGAGUGUUUUAUUAUGACUGUUAUUCUGAUUAUUAGUAUGAUGAAUUGAAAAAGUCUGCCUUUUUUGUUAGAAAGGGUCCACUGAAGUGAAAGAAUGUCUUUUGAGAUAUACUGUACUAAAGACGCAACACUUGUAUAUGUAUUUAUCGUCAUUGUUCCUGUAGCCUUGUGGCGGUCGUGCUCUCAUAGUUCAAGGGAUUACACCUUGGAUUUGUGACAACCAGUUUCACAAACUGUGUCCUGGAGUAUCUAUCAAGGAUGUGCAAGACAAGAUCUGAACCCCCAAAACAACGCUUAGAACGUCUUUAUCAUCUUAUUAAAUAUGAUUUUAUUUAAAGCGCUGUAAUGACAGCCGAACUGGCAACAUAGACCUGAAUUAAUACAUUUUUUUUUAUUUAAUUUUGUAGAGCACAAUUAUUUCAAUACACUAUUGAAUCAUGCCUGCAAUCCCAGUCUUAAGCGAUAAGAAUAAUGUUCGGACUAACUGGUAAAGUUCUCAUUCAGGACACAGGGACAGAUUCAUACGAUAAAAGAACCAAGCGGACUAAAGUUAACGUACCUGAAAUACAUGAUAUUGUGUAUCGCAGUGGGCAAAAGAGGAUGUGUCGUUCAAGCAGGCGCUAAGUGUAAAGGUCGGUGUGUAGGCCUGUAAUUUGUAAUCUAAAUCUAAAUGUAUCACUAUCUCAAAACAUAUUGGCUGCUGCAUAUAGCACUGAAAUAGCAACAACAUGCCCUGGAGCGUCACACACACACCGAGACCCUAACACGUCCUUGUCUAAGGUUAACUAACUGUAGUCGUCAGGUUUGGUUUGUGUCCAACAUGCUCCUCAGUAAUCUGUCCAAGGAGUGUUGUAGCUAGAGCUUCAUCUACCGCCACGCCAGCUAAUAAACCCCUACUGUACCUGCAGAGCAUGCUGAAAACAACAAUGGGAUGUGUUAGGUAGACUUACUAUGUCAUUCGCAGAACCUCCUCAUUGUUUUUUGUGUUGUUUUUUUCAUUAAUUUGAAUUUUAUUUUUGGGUUUGAAAAAAAAAGUGUUUAUUGUGAUUACUUGUUAAUUAGUGAUGUGAUUAUUGAACAUGAAAUAAAACAGACUAAAACUCU